Aspergillus lentulus is the source of this 3042-nucleotide messenger RNA. The record is from RefSeq and is a predicted model, not a curated record. NCBI's taxonomy places the organism in Eukaryota, Fungi, Ascomycota, Eurotiomycetes, Eurotiales, Aspergillaceae.
AUGACGUUCGCUGUUGGUACAGUGACCGGAUUGGAUCAGGAACUCGACUACAAGCGAAAAGGACCGGGCGAUAAGGAAGACGCCAUGGAGACCGACGCCCUGCGAGCGGACGGCGCGCCGCGCAAACGCAAGAGGGCCCGGAAAGUGAACUCGGAUCGGAAGUUUGAAUGUACACAUGAGGGCUGCGGCAAGAGCUAUUCGCGUGCCGAACAUCUCUACCGCCACCAACUGAAUCACACUCCCAAGCAGAUUUAUCGAUGCGACUUUCCGGACUGCUACCGGACAUUUGUACGACAAGAUCUCUGCGUUCGGCACCGCGAACGGCACACGACGCAAGGCUCUCAGCUUCAGAAACGGGACCACUUCGCGCAAGCAGCGUCGCAGAAUAAACAACAAAGCCAGCUGCCUCACAAUGUGGUCGAUACUACUGUUCCCCAGAUGGGCAGCACCCAGCAGCCGCCAAUCGUGCCUGCGACUACCAUUGAUUUGACGUCGGCGCGCUCCGCAACCACCUUCCCUGAAGGUGGGGUGGAGACUCUGACACCUCAGUCGGCCAAUGGAUCUAGCAAGCAUAUGUCAGUCUCGUCGUCGGCAUCGAUGUCGCUCGGCCGACCCCUCAACUACCAACCUUUGGUUACUCAGCAUGGUGUGGGGACACCAGACUCGACUGCAUCGAGGUCUAACAGCUUGAGCAACCAUAGCAUUAAUUCUCCUCCUGGUCAAGCAAAUGCUCCCUUCAGCCCUCCAGCCCUGCAAAAGCCAGCGACAAGACCUCAAGAUGCUACAGCAUAUUCCAUGUCAGCCGACGUCAACGGCUCUUCAGUAGUUCAGUCGCUGCCGUAUGGCUCUCCGACGGGCCUACACAUGUCUGUCGGUGGAUUUUCCGACCUUUCGAUGAAUACCGUGCCGCCCUCCACCCAGGCGUCGCUAGACAGAUCAACCAGCAUUACUGGAUUAGAUUCCCUGUCGGGGAUGAUUGCUUCCGCAGAUCCUGCAUUCGACCCAAUGGCCUCUUGCGUCUACCCGAUUUUCGGCGGCGAAACAUACAACAACCGCUCCCCCUUUGCGAUGGCCGAUGACUUCACCGCGUGGCUGUUCAAUGAACCUAUUCCGGGAUCGUCGUCCCUGGCCUAUCCUCCCACGGCUUCCAUGAUGCCGAACUAUCUGGAUCCCACACAGCUGCAGAAUCAGUUCCUCAUCAGCGAGCCAGCGUUCGGCAGUUUCCUGAAUGGCGUUCUUCCGCAACAUCCAAUGAGUGUCACCAGUAUCUUAGAUCCAGGUUCGCCCCAGGCGAUCAUGUCGGAGGAGAAGCGACAGGAGUUGCUGCAUCUCAUGGCCACUCGGUUCAAUGAAGCCGCCUAUUCAGCGGUGGCGAAGCGCAAGGAUGCUCUAAUGGACGGAGACGUCGACGAUGACAGCCAUGUUCUGAGCUUGCGCAUGAUGCAGACAUAUAUCGGUUCUUACUGGUAUCACUUCCACUCGCAGCUCCCCAUUCUGCACCAACCUACAUUUGUCGCGGAUAAGGCGCCAAAUCUACUUCUCUUGGCCGUCAUGGCCAUUGGUGCAGCCACCCUUGACAACAUCCAUGGUCAAGAGGUGACCGAGACGGCUGCGGAACUGGCCAACUUCAUAGGGUGGCAUCUGCGAUGGGAGAUUUUCAUGGAUGCGGAUUUCCGACCGCCUGCCAAGCUCUGGGUCUUCCAGGCCCUACUCCUGCUCGAGGUGUUUGAAAAGAUGUACUCGACUCGCGCAUUGCACGAGCGCGCGCAUAUCCAUCACGACACCACCCUGACGCUGAUGCGCCGCGGUAGCUCAUUGAUCGGCCGCUCCGCGCUCGACUCACCCGCAAGCUUCAGAGAUGACCGGCAGACCCGGUCCACGACAGGGUCUGCUUCGAAUUCGGAAUUCGCUGCUGACGAUUCCUGGACACACUGGAUCAAGGCAGAGGCCACCAGACGGGUUGCAUUUGCGGCCUUUGUGCUAGACUCAACGCAUGCCACUAUGUUCGGACAUUCGGCGAAGAUGGUGGCCCAUGAGCUCCGACUCCCGCUGCCCUGCGACGAAGGCUUGUGGUCCGCCACCAGUGCCGCCGAAGUUGCGCGCGUCCAAUCCAGCCUGCAUGCAAACGGUGUCAAGCCGACCAUGUUUCUGGACGGGCUCAAAAAGACGCUCAACGGACAGCGCGUUACCACAAAUGCCUUCGGGCGCACUAUCCUGAUGGCCGGUCUGCUUAGUGUCAGCUGGCACAUGAAUCAGCGCGACCUGCAAGUCAGCUCGCUGGGCGUUCCGCAGGCCCUCGGUGGCCGAGACAAAUGGCGAUCAGCGCUUCUGCGAGCUUUUGAUAACUGGCGGCGCGAUUUUGACGAGGCCCUGGCUCAGGUAGGACCUCCUCCGUUUCCUAACCAAUACCGGCGGCAUUCUCUCGAAGACGAGGGCGUUUCCGAAUCCCGGGACGUCUUGCACGGCCUGGCUCACAUGGCGUCACAUGUCGACAUUGUGGACUGUCAGAUAUUUGCAGGAGCGGGCCGACUCAUGGGGCGAUCGAUCACUCCACGGGACUAUAGCGCUGCCCGUGAGAAGAUGACCGAACGAUGGGCCACCAAGGCGUCAGCGCGAGACGCCACGUUUUAUGCUCUCAAGUUUCUCUCCGAAUGUCUUUUGAAUAACCGGAGUGUAUCCGAAGAAAGCGGAACCUACUCCGGACGCGAUGACUAUCUGCUCAACCGGCCAUGGGUCAUCUAUGUCGCAGUGCUGGUCGUUUGGUGCUAUGGAUAUGCGCUCGACGGGCCAAUCGCCUCGCCUCUGGCGCUGGAAACCGUAGCUGAACAGCGACGCGACAUGGAAGCCUUUCUCCGCCGGGUUGGCGGGGUGCGUGAGCCCAACGAGUUGGCGACGAUGAAGGGUCGCAACCAGUGUCUCGGCCUGUUGAUGAUUUUGCAAAAUAGCUUCGCGAACACUAGAUGGGAGCUACUCUCUGAAGCAUCCAACCUGUUGCAAAGUUGCAUCAACAAGCUGCGGAACCAGACGCAGCGGACGAGCUGA